AUGGAGAAGAUAAGAAGUUUAUCUGGUGAUGUAGGUGUUGGCAUUCUUUUAUUGGCCUUGUUUUGUAUUAGCAUAGCAUUUGGCACACCAGCAUGGUUGAUCAGUGAUCCUAGAAUAAUAGGUGCUCAAUUUGAUAAAUUGGGUCUUUGGACGCAUUGCUUUAGAUCCUUACCAAGCCCUUAUGAAUCUGAUGCACCUACACAAUUUUUUGUAGGUUGUAGAUGGGUUUAUGAUCCAUUUACUAAGGGAUAUGAUAAUAUUCGAAGCUUUUUAAUGCCACCUUUUAUGAUAGCUACUCAAUUUUUUUUCACAAUGUGUUUUCUACUUGUCCUAAUAUCAUUUGGAUUAAUGCUGCUGUUGGUAUUAUGCUGUGGUCCGGAGGAAAAAAAAUAUAUCCUACUUAUUAAAAUUAUUAGUUAUUUAUUAUUCACAAGUGGUCUGCAUGGUUCUAUAGCUGUCAUUAUAUUUGCAUGUUGUGGAAAUAAGGAUGGUUGGAUGCCAGGUCAUGAAAAUAAUUAUUUCGGAUGGUCUUUUGCAAUGGCUGUAGUUGGCACUACCUUAGCUCUUAUAGCAGGUAUACUGUUCCUUACUGAAGCAAAUAUACAGAAAAAGAAGCGUAAAUAUUUAAAAGAAUCUCAAAUACGAUUUCAAUUAGAAUCAAAUACAUAGAGUUUGCACUUAUGUUGAAGCAUCAUACAACAUUCCUUUGGAAGAGGUUUAUUACUUUAGUGAAAAGAGUCAAUAUACUUAUUUAUAUACAAAAUAAUUAAUGCUGUCUUUUUUUAAAUAGGAAAGAAAACUUAAAAAAUUAAUCUUUUAUACUCAAUUUUAAGAUAUAAAAAACAUAUAACUAUAUACGUCAAAACUACGCUUUUUAUAUCGAUCAUAUAUUUGCUUUGUGAUUGUCCUAAUAUUUCAUAUGUAUUUUUUUU
Vespula pensylvanica (western yellowjacket) is the source of this 932-nucleotide messenger RNA. RefSeq lists its product as uncharacterized. Gene Ontology annotation, cellular component: membrane; septate junction. The transcript has 2 exons. The record is from RefSeq and is a predicted model, not a curated record. The coding region runs from base 1 to 669 and encodes 222 amino acids. Gene Ontology annotation, biological process: septate junction assembly; regulation of tube size, open tracheal system. NCBI's taxonomy places the organism in Eukaryota, Metazoa, Arthropoda, Insecta, Hymenoptera, Vespidae.